Molecule: messenger RNA, 1048 nt
Organism: Gryllus bimaculatus (two-spotted cricket)
Lineage: Eukaryota; Metazoa; Arthropoda; Insecta; Orthoptera; Gryllidae
Source: the annotation of a GenBank genome assembly
CUCCGCCCCCGCCAUCGCUCUGCAUUCCUGAGUGGCGGCGGCGACCCGCGAGCGUCGGACACGGGGACCGGAGGGCGCGUGGACGCGCAGCACGCGCGCUCGCUGGCUCACGCACGCACUCGCUCGCGCACGCACGCAGGCAGGCGCCGGCAGCGGACGGCGCGGACACGGCGGAGGUCGGAGGGCGGCAUGGGGUGUGCGAGCAGUGCGCCCAUACUGGCGCCGCAGAACGGCGACGCGGUAUCUGCGCCCGCGGAGCUCAAGGAGGCGGCCGAGAAGCUGGAUAUGGGCGCGGACGCGGGCCUCGCGCGCCUGCACGACGCGGAAGAGCAAGCCAAAAGUGAAGCGAGAAAAUUAGCGGAAGAAGCUGAAGAUAAAUUGAAUGAAUUGAAAGAAGCCGGUAAAGAAAAAGUGGUAGAAACCGUAGAAAGUGUUCAGGAUACAGUUGACACAGCCACAUCUGAAGCACAAAGUAAAAUAGAGGAAACAAAGGAUAAAAUUACUGACAUGAUAAAUCCAUCUUCUGAGGGCGAUACUACCGCGGAAGAUAGGGAAGAAGCUGCUGAGCCUCAAGAAGUUGAGGCGCAAGAUGAAGAAGAAGCAGACAAUGGCGAAGACGCUGCUAAUGCCGACCCACCCAAAGAGGAACCACCAGAGAAAGGUGAUAAAUCUGGUGGAGAAGACGCUGUUGCGAAUGAAGAGGGCGGUGAAACACAAGAAGCAUCGGAGGAACCUACCAGUGAUGUAAAAGACGAUGUUUCUGAGGAACCUGUAAAUGAUGCUGAAGAUGGAAGUGGCUUAUCUACUGAAGCUCAAUCACCUGAUGAAAAUCUUGAAGAUAUUGAAGCAUCGACAGAAGACGAUCAGGAUGCUCCUGUUUCAAAUGAAGACGAAAGCAAUGAUAAGAAAGAGGAAGACAUUGAUGAGAAUGAGACAAAUGAAAAAGAAGCUUCAGGAGAAGAGAAAUAAAUAUUCUUACAGUUCUUCUUUUCUUUUUUUUCUUUUGUUGUUGUUAUAAUCGACAUUUUGUUCUACAUCAAUCAUGUAC